Messenger RNA from Mesoplodon densirostris (Blainville's beaked whale), 6706 nucleotides. It is a transcript of the gene GANC, whose product is annotated as glucosidase alpha, neutral C. Lineage: Eukaryota; Metazoa; Chordata; Mammalia; Artiodactyla; Ziphiidae. The transcript is spliced from 24 exons. The coding region runs from base 953 to 3700 and encodes 915 amino acids. Gene Ontology annotation, molecular function: alpha-1,4-glucosidase activity; carbohydrate binding. The record is from RefSeq and is a predicted model, not a curated record. Gene Ontology annotation, biological process: N-glycan processing; carbohydrate metabolic process.
UUGUUUAGCGACUCGGCGGCUCCGCCCUCAGGCAGUCGUCAGGCUUGGUGUGAGGCUUUGGACCUACUGCGCAGGCGUCUUCCUGCCGUAACCUGGUCACCUUGGAGUGUUAGGAUGAUCCGCAAAAGUUACCAGCCGAAUCUGUUGGCUCUUCUCUCUCCCAGCCCUUAAAGGGUUUGGGGACCAGGGAAGAACCCCAUGUGGCGUUUGGCUUUCUCCUCCUCCCGUUCGCCCCAGUCCCUCAUCGUUUCUGAGUCAGACGCUGGGGCCAAAAGUCUGGGAAAGCCAUAAGUCUGGCUGCCUAUUUAGCGUGUAGUAGUGAGUACUCGGUUUCCGGAGGUAUUUAAGCAAAGACUGGAGUUUGGCGGUGGUGGAGUAUAAGCCUUCCUAAAUUGGAUAAUGUAGUAGACAACCCCUUUUAAAAGACCCUUCUAGCCGUGACGAGUAUGAUGUAGAGUUUGGUCGGAGAACAUCAACCUCCAGCAAAAACCCCGCCGGCACUUCCUACUCAAAACUAAAAUAUAGGAGAGAGUGGGUCAGUUUUCAGGAUCUGUAUAGUGACAGUCACUGGGGUAGAUCUGCAGGAGCUUCGCCCUAAUCACGCAGGCCGUGUCGGUACUUCCUGGUUCUCACGCCCUUGGUCUGCAUCCUCUAGGGCUCUUUGAGUACACGCCUCCUCGGAUGCAAAAACGUUUUCAGUUUCUAAUGAAGGAAGUUCCUCAUCAGCUACUCAGAACCAAGAAAAAUUUGCCAGAUAAAUCUCUGUAGAAACGCUAAUUUGGGCCUGGAAAUCCCGGGAGCAAGUGUCAAUUUGUCACUCCUUAAGGACAUGAAAGUCCCAGAAACUUGAUGGUGGUGAAGUGCUGGCGGUUAUUUAGAAAGACUGACAAUCUAAAAGAUCGCCUGGGACCUUGGCCUGAGAUCUGGGAGCCUGUGAAGUGACUGGGAAGCCAUGGACGCAGCUGAGAAAGAGGAAAUCAGUGUUGAAGAUGAAGCUGUGGAUAAAAACAUUUUCAAAGACUGCAGCAAGAUUGCUUUCUACAGGCGUCAGAAACAGCGGCUCUCCAAGAAGUCUACCUAUCGGGCAUUACUAGACUCAGUCACAGCAGGCAAAGAGAGCACCAGCUUCCAAAUCAUCAACGAAGCAGCUAAGGUUCCUCUCCUGGCUGAAGUUUAUGGUAUAGAGGGAAAUAUUUUCAGGCUUAAAAUCAAUGAAGAAACACCCUUGAAACCCAGAUACGAAGUUCCUGAUGUCCUCACAAGCAAGCCAAGCACUAUAAGGCUGAUUUCAUGCUCAGGGGAUACAGGCAGUCUCGUACUGGCAAAUGGAAAAGGAGAUCUGAAGUGUCACAUCACAGCAAACCCAUUCAAGAUAGACUUGGUAUCUGAAGAAGAGGUUGUGAUGAGCAUAAACUCCCUGGGCCAAUUGUACUUUGAGCAGCUGCAGAUUCCUCCCAAGCAAAGCAGAGCUUCCAAGGAAAAUGAGGAGGAUACAUCAGAUGACACCACUCAGGAAAAUCAAGAGGAACUGGGCCUGUGGGAGGAGAAAUUCAGAAAUUUUGUGGAUGUCAAAGAUAAUGGUCCUGCCUCCAUUGGUUUGGAUUUCUCCUUGCAUGGGUUUGAGCAUGUCUAUGGGAUCCCGCAACAUGCAGAAUCACACCAACUUAAAAAUACCAGUGAUGGAGAUGCUUACCGUCUUUAUAACCUAGAUGUCUAUGGAUAUAAAAUACAUGACAAAAUGGGCAUUUAUGGUUCAGUGCCUUAUCUCCUGGCCCACAAACUGGGCAGGACUCUAGGCAUUUUUUGGCUAAAUGCCUCAGAAACACUAGUGGAGAUCAAUACAGAACCUGCUGUAAAGUAUGCAUUGACCCAGAUGGGCCCAGUUGCUGCUAAACAAAAGGGCAGAUCUCAUACUGAUGUGCACUGGAUGUCAGAGAGUGGAAUCAUUGAUGUUUUUUUGCUGACAGGACCUACACCUUCUGAUGUCUUCAAGCAGUACUCAUACCUUACAGGCACACAAGCCAUGCCCCCUCUCUUCUCCUUGGGGUACCAUCAGUGCCGCUGGAACUACAAAGAUGAGCAUGAUGUAAAGGCAGUGGAUGCAGGAUUUGAUGAACAUGACAUUCCUUACGAUGUCAUGUGGCUGGACAUAGAGCACACUGAAGGCAAGAGGUACUUCACCUGGGACAAGAAAAGGUUCCCAAACCCCAAAAGGAUGCAAGAGCUGCUCAAGAACAAACAACGUAAGCUUGUGGUCAUUAGUGACCCCCACAUCAAGAUUGAUCCCAACUACUUAGUGUAUGCUAAGGCCAAGGAACAGGGCUUCUUUGUGAGGAAUCAUGAAGGGGGAGACUUUGAAGGUGUAUGCUGGCCUGGUCUCUCCUCUUACCUGGAUUUUACCAGUCCCAAAGUCAGAGAGUGGUAUUCCAGUCUUUUUGCUUUCUCUGUUUAUCAGGGAUCUACUGACAUCCUCUACAUAUGGAACGACAUGAAUGAGCCCUCUGUCUUUAGAGGGCCAGAACUAACCAUGCAGAAGAAUGCCAUUCAUCAUGGCAACUGGGAGCACCGAGAACUUCACAACAUCUAUGGCUUUUAUCAGCAAAUGGCCACUGCAGAAGGACUGAUCCAACGAUCUAAAGGGAAGGAGAGACCCUUUGUUCUUACACGUUCUUUCUUUGCUGGAUCACAAAAAUAUGGUGCUGUGUGGACAGGUGACAACACAGCAGAGUGGAGUUACCUGAAAAUUUCUAUCCCUAUGUUACUCACCCUCAGCGUGACUGGGAUCUCUUUUUGUGGAGCGGAUGUAGGCGGCUUCAUCGGGAAUCCAGAGGCAGAGCUGCUAGUGCGGUGGUACCAGGCCGGAGCCUACCAGCCCUUCUUCCGUGGCCAUGCCACCAAGAAGACCAAGCGACGGGAACCCUGGCUCUUUGGGGAGGAGCACACCCGGCUCAUCCAAGAAGCCAUCAGAGAGCGCUACACCCUCCUGCCCUACUGGUAUUCUCUGUUCUACUCUGCACACGUGGCUUCCCAACCCGUCAUGAGGCCUCUGUGGGUAGAGUUCCCUGAUGAAUUAGAGACUUUCGGUGUGGAAGAUGAAUACAUGCUGGGAAGUGCUUUAUUGGUUCACCCAGUCACAGAACCAAAAGCUACUGUGGUUCAUGUGUUUCUGCCAGGAUCAAAUGAGGUCUGGUAUGACUCUAAGACAUUUGCUCAUUGGGAAGGAGCAUGUACUGUAAAGAUCCCAGUAGCCUUGGACACGAUACCAGUGUUUCAACGAGGUGGAAGUGUGGUACCAAUAAAGACAACUAUAGGAAGAUCCACGGGCUGCAUGACUGAUUCCCCAUAUGGACUCUGGGUGGCCCUAAGCACUAAGGGUUCUGCUGUGGGUGAAUUCUAUCUCGAUGAUGGUCAUUCAUUCCAAUACCUCCACCAGAAGCAAUUCUUGCACAGGAAGUUUUCAUUCGCCUCAGGUGUUUUGAUCAACAGUUGUGCUGACAAGAGGGGUCAUUAUCCCAGCAAGUGUGUGGUGGAGCAGAUCUUGGUCCUAGGCCUCAAGAAGCAGCCAUCUUCUGUGACCAGCCACUCACCUGAUGGUAAAGCUCAGCCUGUGGCUUUUACGUAUUGUGCCAAAACAUCCACCCUGAACCUGGAGAAGUUCUCACUGAACAUUGGUGCUGACUGGAAGAUCCAAAUCCAGUGACAGAGCAGUGCACUUGGUGACAAGUGCAGGGAGCAGCUGCACCUUUCUGCCUUUCCAGGGGCCUUUUUUUGCGAUUUGUGCUGCAUGCUAUUGACUUCUCUGGCUCAAAGUCAUCUUUCAUAAGUCAUCAGUUUACUAAUGAACAAGAGCUUUCAGAUUUUUCAGAUGUUACAUUUUUAGAUGUGCUAAUAAUACUCUUUGGGUCACACACACCCUCUUCUCCUACAUGCAAGUGGCCCAGAGACAUUUAUAGCGUUCACAGAUCUCGCAUUGCUCCUUGGGCCAUGACCUGUGGUAUGCACUCUUGCCCAGUGGGCAGCUUCUCUUUGAGCACAGCUGGAUAGGUUUGUUUUAUGUGAGAAGUGGGCCAAGCCCACCCACCUUGUGGAAGCUUGUCUCAGUCCAUGUGGCAGAGCCACUCGGGCUCCAGCAGCUGAGCUGCUCAAGGCCUAUCUCCAAGUGGACAGCAGCUUCUGGUGCCCCCCCCACCCCAGUUAUCUUUUACCCACUUAGACCUGGACAAGACAACCUUUUCUGCUUGCAGUGUAUUCACUGCAGCAACAGGGAGUUACUCUACCCUAGAGACUGACUCAGGAACACAAAGGGCUCUUUUCCCUGUCAUGUUUUUUGGGCUCCAAAGUUCCAAAUUAAUCUCCUUAAAAUUCGAAUUUCUUUAUAUUAAUUUUUUUAUUAAAUACUGUCCACUGGGCUUCCCUGGUGGCGCAGUGGUUGAGAAUCUGCCUGCUAAUGCAGGGGACACGGGUUCGAGCCCUGGUCUGGGAAGAUCCCACAUGCCGCGGAACGACUGGGCCUGUGAGCCACAGCUACUGAGCCUGCGCAUCUGGAGCCUGUGCUCCAGCAACAAAAGAGGCCUCGAUAGUGAGAGGCCCGCGCACCGCGAUGAAGAGUGACCCCCAGCUUGCCACAACUAGAGAAAGCCCUUGCACAGAAGUGAAGAACCAACAUAGCCAAAAAUAAAUAAAUAAACAAAUGUGGGUUUAAAAAAAAAAAAAAUUAAAAAAAAAAAAAUACUGUCCACUAACCAAAGCUUAUUUAUAAUAUGAGUAAGCUAUAAUUAAAAAUAAUAAAAUAAUUACCCAUGUCCCCACCCUCAAACUUCAGAAAUCGUACACAGGGCCGGGAUGAAGGUAGGCAAGUAAGGCACUUGCCUGGGGCACAAAAUUUAAGGGGAUGCCCCAAAUCACAGUAAUCAAAAUAAAUAAUAUUUUAAUGCAAUAUUUUUAAAAAUCAAAAUUAACAGCAAAAAAAAAUCCAUGAUGAACAAAAUAUCAAAAUUUUAAAUAAGGACAGGAUUGACAGUACUGCGUUUUACUUUUGCCUCAGACUCUAGUACAGCGUGGCGUGGGCUAGAACACUACACCAUGCCAGUUCCCCAGGAUGCUCCCCAGGGACGCCCUGCAGCCGCAGCAUCUGCUGGGGCAGUCACAUGUCCUCAGUACUGCUCAACAUGCACAUUUGCUUAUCAGGCUUCUUCCACUCAGCAGCUUGCCAACUGCCACCUCUAUGCCUCUGUUCCCUGGGUCCCAAUAUCCACGGUCUGCCCUCCACCUAUGCAAAUCCUACCAUCCAUCCAGGCCCAACUCAAAUCCCACUUCCUCACAGAGCCUUUCUAACUACCGUAACACCCUCAACUCCCCUUUACUAUGAGCAGUGAUUUUGCCCUUCUCUGAAAUGCUGCCCCACUUAUAAUAUGCAUUCUGCUUAGCAUUCUCAGGGAUGGCGCCUCAGUGUUUCAGGUUUGUCUGUCUUGUUCCCCUACUAGAUUUUAUGUUCUUCAAGAUCAUGUUUUAUUUUUCUUAUAUCUGCCAGAGCACGAUUAUACUUGGCUUUUAGUAAUGGUUGGCUGUAAUUGGUUGACUGAUGGAUUUGAUUGAUUUAAAAUUGAGAAUUGAAUGUAUUUGUUUCUGAUUUACUUUUCUGACCUAGGACUCUUCCCUCCAGAUAUAGUAAGCAUUACACAUUUCCUCGUGGACACAUUUGAUUGUAUCAGUUGAGAUUUGAGCUUUGCACCAUACAUAAGCGCACAUAGACAUAUACAGAUUCCUUGCUCCUAUUUCUGUAAGUUUUGCAAUUAAGGAGAAAUGAAGAAGGCUCCAUUAGCUGAAGUCCUAUUUCCCAGCUUCAAGUUUCCCUUGCCAAGCUAAAGUAAGACUUAAACUGAAAACUGAAUGCUCUUAUCUAAUAUAAAUGAUGGUUUUUAAUAGCACUUAAGGCUGAAUAAUUAAGACCUAUCUUCAGUUCAACAUUUAUUACGUGUCUAUUCAUCCAUUUAAAAUAUUUUUGGAGGAAGGAAUGAAAUAAGAACUUUAGAGUAGGUUAGUGAGGAACUGCUCUGUCUUGACCCAGAACUAUCCUGAAAGGUUUAACUAGAUACAUUGAAUGGAGAUAUAUCCUGGGUGUUCUUAAAUGUUCUCUGCUCUUAUUGCUUCUCACACUUUACCCACCUCCUAUAUCUGAAGCUCAGGACCAGAGAGCUAAGCAGGGCUGAGUUGGCUACAGUGUUGAGUUACCUUGUUGUGGCUAAUUCUCGAUAUGUUUUCUCAGGAAACUAGAUUUUAUGUAAGAACUUAGAAUCAUUUUAACAAAGAUUCAAACAAAGCUCUAAAAUGAAUAUAUAAUGUUUCUUUCCUUUAAGACUUAAAUGCCAGGGAAUGAGUUGACAAAUCAGUUUAAACAUUAGAAACUGCUCAAAAGAAAUAUGGGCAAAGGUAACUCAUAAAAGAAAUUGAAACAGGCAAAAUAAGCAUGAAAUACACUCAGCAUUAUUAAUAUUCAGAGAAAUGGGGGCAUCCAUGAUUGGCCAAGAUUAAAAUGAAAAUGUCCAGUGCUAAUGUUGGUGUGGGGAAUAGGCAUUUUCGUGCAUCAUUGGUGGAAUUAUGCUAAGUAUAAUCUUUCUGGAUGGCAAUCUGGCAAUAGCAUCAAAAUUUUAAAUUUGCAUACUUUAACCCAGAAAUUCCAUUUCAAAUAAAUCAGAUAAAUUGCUCA